Messenger RNA from Giardia duodenalis, 264 nucleotides. RefSeq lists its product as uncharacterized. Bases 1 to 264 code for a protein of 87 amino acids. The record is from RefSeq and is a predicted model, not a curated record. The transcript has a single exon. NCBI's taxonomy places the organism in Eukaryota, Fornicata, Diplomonadida, Hexamitidae.
AUGAAGCAAUCUAGAUGCACCAACGCUUGGACCGAUAGGGAUAGCAAGCUACUACAUCCCGAUUGCCUAUCAACUAUCCGCUCCUUCGUCUCUGAACAAGAGCCUGGCGUGGAGCCUCUCGAGAUAUUUGGAGCUCGCAGUAAAAUCGUAGAAGUUGGCUAUGAUACAAUGGUAAAUGUUAGAACAACGUCUACUUCCACUUAUAAGAUAGUGCUGUGGUUCGAUCUGGAGCGUUUCCACGUCAAGGAGUUUGAGAAGCUCUAA